AUGGGCAUGCAAGGAGGACUGAGUACCAACGAGUCGGGAGCCGGGGAGAGGGUAAGAGAAUCCGGGCCCGGGGAAGCAGGGAUAGAACGAAGAACGAUGGAGAGAGAAACAGACGGAAGCCCCGGAAACAACCAAGGGGAGGGCAGGGAGGGGGAAAACAAGGAUUAUGCAGGAUGGAACGGACCAGGAAAGGGUGACGGGAGCCAGCGAGAGAGUAGACAAGUGGGAGAGCAGUACGAAGAAGCGGCUACGACCAGUGAUGGAGAAGAAGUAGGGAGGGAAAGGACAGGACGACAAAGGAUGCGGGAAGGAGAAAAGAAGGCAGGGAAGACCACGAAACAGGAAGAGAAUGCGGAGGAAAAGGGGGAGAAAGAAAGCGCGGGGAAAGGGAGGACACGACCGGAAGACCCGAACAGAGGAGAUAGAAAAUCGAAGGAGCGGGGGGGGGAGAAAAGCAUAGAGGAAGCAAGGAAGAAAAAGGACAACCAAGAGUGCAGAAGGGACAGAGUAGGGACCCAAAAAAGAACAAAGGAUAACGAAGGUAGAGGGGACGAGCGAAGAGGAUUGAGGGGGGGACCGAGAGAGGGGGAGGGAAGAAACGACAGGAAGAGAACCAAGGAGACAGACAGGAAGAGAAGGGGGGAAGCGAUCGAGCAAGAGGCGCCAGAGCGAAAAAUGGACAACGAUGACAGCGAAGGAACAGAGCAGAACAGGCGAAGACCGGUGGGGGGUAAAGCCGGAUUAGAGGGAACCCAGAGUAUAUGGGCGAAUGGUGGAGGGGCGGACAGUGUGACUGAGUCCCAGAAGAGAAGACAAAGGGGCAAGUUGGAAGGAGAGGAAGAGGCCGGGCAGGAGAGGAAAAAGAGGCGAGUAGGAGGACGGAACUGGAAAAACGGGAACGUAGGAGAAAAAGUCGAAGCAGGGAAAAGCACAUGA
Knipowitschia caucasica is the source of this 936-nucleotide messenger RNA. The record is from the annotation of a GenBank genome assembly. NCBI's taxonomy places the organism in Eukaryota, Metazoa, Chordata, Actinopteri, Gobiiformes, Gobiidae.